Messenger RNA from Ylistrum balloti, 4535 nucleotides. RefSeq names its product stAR-related lipid transfer protein 5-like. Bases 46 to 726 code for a protein of 226 amino acids. The transcript has 6 exons. Gene Ontology annotation, molecular function: lipid binding. The record is from RefSeq and is a predicted model, not a curated record. Lineage: Eukaryota; Metazoa; Mollusca; Bivalvia; Pectinida; Pectinidae.
UAUCACAGGUGUUAUUAUAGCGGAGACUGACUUACUUUAACAAAAAUGAGUGACGGACAAAAAACACCGGAAUCAUACAGAAAACUUGGAGAAGAAGUAGCCGACACAUUACAACAAUACUACCACGAUAAUAAAGACUGGACGGAAAGCAAAAAAACGACUCAUUUUAAAAUCUCCUGUAAGAGGUCACCAGAAUUUGGAGGUUUCCUAUACAAAGGUGAAGCGGUUUAUUGUGCUAAACCAAAGGAUGUGUUUGACUAUAUCGAGCCUCUACCUGACGGACACAGGGCAAAAUGGGACAAAAACAUGAAGAAGAUAGAAAUCAUCAAACAGAUUGAUAAGGACCUUCGCGUGAACAGAGCCUGUACGAACAGUGCCUGUAUGGGACUAAUAUCGCCACGUGAUUUUGUAGACUUAAUAUUAAUUAAAGAAACAGAUGAAUACUUGUCAACCAAUGCUAUAAGUAUUGUUCACAACGACUGUCCCUCUGAUGAAAAACAUGUAAGGGGACAUAACUACAGCUGUGGUAUGAUUGUGUGUAAAUAUCCAAACGAACCCAACAAGUGUAAGUUGAUAAGUCUCAUUCAGCCUGAUAUAUGUGGAAUGGUUCCAGCCUCACUGAAGGAAGCUGCGAUUCCAGGCUCCAUGAUGGAGUUCUUUACACAACUACGUGAUGCACUCAAGGCAGACGGCAAGCUGUGUGAAGAUGAACAAUCAAGUGACUGAACCAAGCACCAAGCGACAGAAAUGUGAUAAUUAUUGGCAUGUCCUCCUCAUAUCCUACAGAAACAUGUAGAUGAUCACAUGUAGUGAUAGGUUGAAUAUUGACUGGUAUUUAAUUCCAGUGCUUAAAGUUUUUAAAAAUCUUUAUACUCCAUAUUUCUUUUCAGAAUUUAACAGCAUUACUCACUUUUUUUGAUGAGUGCUAGUCUUAUUAACUUAUACAAGUUGCUCUGGUUGCUUUGGUCAUUGAGAUAGAUGCUGGAGUACUUGGGGAAAUCCCAUGUGGUCAGGCAAGAGAUCUUGUACUCUUUCAUAUCUGACCAGGAUCUGGUAGCCACUGCCAAGUGUGAUGCAUAUUGGCCAUCCAGUAAUCACUGACAUACAUUUUAACAGACCAUUUAUCAGGUCUGAACAGGGUUUUGAUUCUGAUAUUACCUAAAUUUGUUCCAGUUUUUUUUUUUGUUGAAAUCUUAAAGAAAUUUGUGUUAAAUACCGUCAAUAUUCUAAGUUAGCUUCAUUGUCCAGAUAAUUAAAAAGACGCUUAGUAUUCCAACCACGCACACAGGUAGCAAGACACUGCAGAGGAAAUAGAUGUUUUGACAUCACUGAAUUUUGUGUUAUAGAAGUUAGAUUUUCCUACACACUGCAAAGUUAAAAUAAAACAUUCAACAAACUGUGGACAUAGUUUCCUGCAACACUCAUUGAUUAAUGAUUUCAAGAGAUAAACAAGUACACAUAUUUACCAGAAGUUUAAAAUAUAAAACGACAACAAAUUUUAGUAAAAUUAUACUAGAUACAUGCAUGUAAAGGGAAGUAACUCUUAGUUCUUGGUGUGUUUUAACUUAUGAAUAGUGAAAAAGAUACAUUUAUCAAAAAUGGAACAAAAUUAAUGUGCGUCUGUAACAAAUUGCACAUCUCACCGUCCCUCAAGCUAACUAGUCUGGUGUUGAUGAAUUAUUUGUUGUUUUCUUCUGUUUAAUUGUUGUAUAUUGUCUCUUUCGAGUGAUCAAUAUAUUGGUGAAAUAAUGUUGAAAUGACAAAUGUAAAUAAAGGCUACCAUCAAAAGUUUUGCUCUAGCUGAGGAAUCAUCAAACACAGUUUAGGCACAUUUUUGACAAGUUCAUCACCAGACAGUUCUAAGUUACAUUAUUGACCAGUUCAUCACCAGACAGUUCUAAGUUACGUUAUUGACCAGUUCAUCACCAGACACAGUUUAGGCACAUUAUUGACAAGUUAAGUGUUUAAGUUACAUUAUUGACCAGCUCAUCACCAGACAGUUCUAAGUUACAUUAUUGACCAGUUCAUCACCAGACAGUUCUAAGUUACAUUAUUGACCAGUUCAUCACCAGUCAGUUCUAAGUUACAUUAUUGACCAGUUCAUCACCAGACAGUUCUAAGUUACGUUAUUGACCAGUUCAUCACCAGACAGUGCUAAGUUACAUUAUUGACCAGUUCAUCACCAGACAGUGCUAAGUUAAAUUAUUGACCAGUUCAUCACCAGACAGUGCUAAGUUACGUUAUUGACCAGUUCAUCACCAGACACUGUUUAGGCACAUUAUUGACCAGUAUAUCAUCAGAUAUCAUCACAAGAUUGCCCUGUUAGUCCGUAGAUUCACUCAUGAUAAACACAUUGUAUGUCUUUUGCUAUUGUGAUGUCGGAAAUAGGUGAUGAUAUGAUGUCAAAAAAAACUCAGAUUUUAUAACAUUGUCAAAAUAUACACCAUACAUGAUUUCAUUUCCAACACAGAAUAAACUGUUUCCUGCAAUAUUUGCCAAAAUAACUGAUCUUGUGAUAAAAGAAAGGAUGUCUUAAAUUUGUUUCCAUUUCAGAUGUGAUUUAUGAAAUUUGUCACAUGAUCGUGUUUUGUAUAUUGUCUGCUGUGCAUAAACUUUUCAAAUUCAAAAGUUCUUCAUGUGAGAUAAAAAACCUGACUAAAUGUUAUUUUUCAAAUCCCUUGAAAAUUGAUAAGGCCACCAUUUAGAAAGAAAAAAUUUCUUCUCUAAUUCAAGUGGUGCAAUUGAGCUGAAAAUUGAGGAGAUAUUUAGGACAAGUAAGCCAACAAAGUGUCUGUGGUUUUCAGCCUCAUCAAAACUUAAGACAUGACAGCUAUUUUGUAACAUGAUUGUACAGCCAUAGUUUUCCUUUAUAACACCUAUUUUAUGCUUCUUAAAUUGUUUGGUCACCUGAGACAGUCUCAAGGUGACCUAUUCUAAUACCCUUCAUCCAACAUUGUGCGUCAUGCGUCCGUAAACAUUUUAACACAUUCGACUUCUUCUCAACAAACCCCAGAUCCAAUUUCAAUGAAAUUUUGCAGAAACCUUUCCUGGCCUAAGAUGAACCAAAAUUGUGAAUUAUACAGUCCCCGCCCCCAGGGGCCUGAGGGUGAAGGGUCUCACAUUUCCCCGUGGGCAGGGGGUAAAGUUUACUAUAGUUUAUAUAGGAAAACUAGAUUUUUGAGCAUGAUUUGUUUAAUUUCCAUUGGAAAUAUUUCAAACUUGGUUAGAAAUAUUAAUGAAGGGUGACAGCCUGAUAGUAUGCCCAUUUUGAUCCUGACUGACCACAAGGGUCUGAUGGGCCGGGCCAAAAGUGUCAAAUUGACUUAAAUUUCAAAAAUCUUCUUCUCAACGCUCAGAUGGUAUAAUCAAAUGCUCUUCAGGAAUGGAAGCAUCUUAAGGUGUUUUAUUUACCAAAGUGAGUCUCUCAUUUCUUCCUGUGGAGGAUUUUUUUUUUUUUAGACUUCAUAAUAAUUUUCAUAGAAAAAUAGAUUUUUGAGCAUAACGUUUCUCCACUUGAAAUAACUUAAUAAGAAUUAUCAGUAUGGGAUGACAGUUUUGAUGGUAUGCAUGUAUUGACACUGGCUUACUCUAUUCAGUGUCACAUUUACUGUUUCAUGACACCUGAUAACUAUCCUUUAACCUUUAUUUUCAAUAUUGCUUAUCUCAGGUGUCAAGGCCGCUAGGCCUCUUGUUCUGUUUUGGUCGGGUCCAAAAUCCAAUAUGACCACCAUGGCUGCCAUCUUGAAAAAUAAACUUUCCCAUUGGUGCCACUAAGCUGAAAUAACAUGAAGGAGGGAAUGUUGAAAAAACUGAAACGAAGAAAGUAUUGCUGCUUUUGUUCUGUUUACUGCUUAAAGUUAGAAUUAUUUGAACCACUUAAUAUUACAGUGUACAUCAUCAUCAGAGGCUUCUUAUCAAACAGAAAAAAUCUUGGGACUCAUUUCCUAAAUUUCAAAUGAAAUGAAAACUCAUGUAAGAUCAUAUAUAUUUUAUAGAGAUAGUGUAGAUAUAUUUACUAGAAUAAACAAUUAUGACAAUAACUAAUAUAUUACAUGUAUGUGACAAAAUAAACAAGAUAAUAUAUUACAUAGAUAUGACACGAUGUGCAUGUUGACCAAAGAUCCUAAUUAUAGCUUUUGUGUUAUGUGGCAUAAAUACUGUAGUGUCAUCAAUUUUUGUGGGGGUCAUUUUCAUUGUUUUCGAGGACACCCUUAAAUAUGUUGUUUAAUAUGGAUGUAAAUUGAUUUGAAUUCUUAAUAUCAGUCUAUUUUAUCUAUAGUACUGGAUAUUUAUCCACAAAGUCAAGUGUCCAGUUUUAAACAAAACCAUGAAGUUUGAGCCCCACAAAAAGAUAUGCUUUGACAGAAUAUUUGGUUUAUUAUUUUGAUAAUGUACUUAAUGAAGAAGAUCAAAUAUUGCUAUUAUAUUGUACUUAAUGGCUAGGAUCAUCUACAACUGCUUUCAUUAACCUGUUGUCAUAGAUACAAUGUUUUAUGUGAUGAAAAUAUAAAAAAUCUAAUAAAUAUUGUAUUCUG